Messenger RNA from Brettanomyces nanus, 546 nucleotides. RefSeq lists its product as uncharacterized. The coding region runs from base 1 to 546 and encodes 181 amino acids. The transcript has 2 exons. Gene Ontology annotation, molecular function: acireductone dioxygenase [iron(II)-requiring] activity. Lineage: Eukaryota; Fungi; Ascomycota; Pichiomycetes; Pichiales; Pichiaceae. The record is from RefSeq and is a predicted model, not a curated record.
AUGAAUCAGGCACAGUUUUACUACUACGACGAGGAAAGCGACAAGCCUUAUACGGAUGAUCACAACUCUGGACAGGCUGUAGAUGAGAAGCAAUUGGCAAAUCUAGGUGUUUUUUACAAGCAUCUUCGCACUCUGGAAGAGGUGGAUAUUCUUGCUCGAAAACGUGACUACAAGAACCGGGAUACGAUCAAUUUGAAAGAGGAAGGCUUCCCUGGGGGAAAGAAUGCUCUUGACGCUAAAUUGGAUAUGUUUUUUCAAGAGCAUCUUCACGAAGACGAGGAGAUUAGAUUUAUUCUUGAUGGAGAAGGGUUCUUUGAUGUGAGGGAUAUCAAUGACAGAUGGAUUCGCGCCAAAGUGUUUAAGCACGACCUGUUGAUUAUUCCCGCUGGUAUCUUCCAUAGAUUCACCCUCAGUAAUAGCAAAUAUGUCAAAGCUCUAAGAUUGUUCAAGGAUGAGCCUAAAUGGCAAGCAUUUAACCGUACCACUCCAGGUAUCGGUGAAAACCCAUACAGAAAGCAGUAUCUUGACCAGGUUUUGACCAAAUAA